AUGCCGCCAUCAAAGAAGAACGCGCCCUCAGCGUCCAUCUCCAGAAACGCAAAGGCAAAAGCAAAAACUGCCAGCCCGUACAACAAGAAUGCCAAGGGAGGAUCAGGACCAACGGCAACCAACAACAACAAAAAGGCACACCUUAACAAACCAACCCAGGCCAGGAAUAAGCACUUGAACACGAACCUCACAUCCGAGCUAGACUCUCUCCUAGGAGACCUUAACAGUACACUGCAGCGGAAAAAGACAAAGCGGGAUGCUCGUCUUGAGACCGGUGGCUCUGGUGCGAUGUCUGAGGCGGAGAUCAAGCUGAAUGAGGCACAGAAGAAGCAUGAAUCGUUGCAGAAUGAUAUGAUAAGUGCGCUGGAUGGCAUUUCGACUCUCUGA
Molecule: messenger RNA, 387 nt
Organism: Gamsiella multidivaricata
Lineage: Eukaryota; Fungi; Mortierellomycota; Mortierellomycetes; Mortierellales; Mortierellaceae
Exons: 2
Coding region: 1-387 (128 amino acids)
Source: RefSeq, a predicted model, not a curated record